Molecule: messenger RNA, 1809 nt
Organism: Ruditapes philippinarum (Manila clam)
Lineage: Eukaryota; Metazoa; Mollusca; Bivalvia; Venerida; Veneridae
Exons: 5
Coding region: 402-1625 (407 amino acids)
Source: RefSeq, a predicted model, not a curated record
AAAUAUGAUUAAACACGAAGAAUUGAAAAAGAACAUUACCGAAGCUGAAAACAAAUUAUGUAUAAACUAGAAAUCAAGACAGAAAUAAAGAACUUUAAUGAUCCCGCAGCCAAAAUCAAUAAAGACCUUUUUCAAUAACUUUUUAAGUAAAUUUGCUGAAUACAAAGCCGAUCUAGAAAAGUUUGCUUCUACAAGAAGUGAUGGUGAUAUGUAUAAUGGAAAUACUUUUUUUUGUUUUCAUAACCAAAUAUAUUAAACGACAUAUUAUUCCGAAUUUCUAUUUUGGGUACUUGAUUUAUUGUGACAGGGAAUUUUAUUUCAGUAUAAUCUAAUUCACCUACAUGUCCUCUAUAAUUACUACCCCUUUCAGGAUGUGUAGUUACAGGAAAUUUAUAAGCUAAAUGACACUAUCUAAAACAUACAUUAGCCUUAUUGAAUUGCUGAGUCGUAUGAACCAUGAUGAGAUUACAGAUGAAGUUCAAAAAGAUGUUUUAAUAAGGAUGUAUGCUGCCUUAAAAGUAGAAUCUCUGGGAAGAGAACAAGACCAUAAAAUUAACGACUUUCACAGAGUAUCUCAGUCAUGCAGAACAUUGGCUAGAGUUGUCAUUAAAUGCCGGGAAAAAAGUGAACACAUUAUUGAUAUGGAUAAGCUAAUAGUUGCACGUAACUUUGACUUACUUGUAAGUACAGCAAAGUCAAUGUGUCUGAAUGAUGCCAAAGCUGCUCCAUCCUUAGGAAAAUUAAUAGGAAACAACAUUUCUCACAUAAUCCAAGUCAAAAAGGGAUUUGCGUUAAGAGAAGGUAAUAACACAAAGCUCGAAGAAGCUGAAAACUUCCAGAGACUUUUUACCCUGGAAUGGACUUACCGUGUGAAUUCUGUUUGUCAAAAAAUGACCAAUACCAUCAACCGACAAAAAGUAAAAACAAUCCCUUUGACGGAAGAUUUGCUGACACUAAAAUCCUACAUCUCAGAAUCAAUGGUAAAUGCAGCAGAUGCGUUAAUGAAGAUCCCAACUGCAGCAGUUUGGACGAGAUUAGCCAAGCUGACAUUGUGUCGUUUGAUCCUUUUUAAUAAAAGAAGAAGAGCUGAGGUAAAAGAUCUUAAAUUAGAAGACUUUCAAAGUCGUCCAGACUGGCAGCAUGAACAGAGAGGGGAGUUUGAGAUGGCAUUGUCCACUUCAGAUAGGAUAAUGGCUAAGAGAAUGGAUAUGGUGCUCAGUGCUGGGAAGUCCAGGAAAAAUGUGGAUGCUUAUGUUUUAUUGCCACCAGAUGCAAAAAAAGCCAUAGAACUACUUAAUUCAACCAGGAUGAUUGUGGGCAUUUCAGGUACCAACCCAUUUUUGUUUGCCAGAGUUAAUAGUGACACACCCCUGUCAGGAAACGAAGAUUUGAAAGAGAUUCUUGAUCUUUGUCCAGGGUUGAUUCACCCAAAGCGUAUAACAUCAACAGGACUUCGACGAUACAUAGCUACUGUUUCACAGAUCUUCGAUUGGUCAGAGAGUGAACUUGAUGACCUUGCACGACAUCUCCUUUCUCACGCUACUAAGGAGCUGACAGUUGUGUCUCAACUUCUCACGGCGGUAGACAAUGGCUGUGUGAACAAAUGGAAAGGCAAACAGUUAUAAGAAAUCUCUACAGAAGGUAUAUAAACAAUGGAAGAUGUCAUGUUUCAGAAAACAUGUAUGAUAUUUAGCCAGUUAUUAGACAAGAACAAUUCUGACAGUGAUGAGGACAGUGGUAAGUGCUUCUUAGUUUGAAUAUUCUGACCAUUUUAAUCAGUGUUUUACCAACAUGUUUCUAACCAUUGCA